This is a messenger RNA of Anguilla rostrata (American eel), 2322 nucleotides long. It is a transcript of the gene necap1, whose product is annotated as NECAP endocytosis associated 1. The transcript has 8 exons. NCBI's taxonomy places the organism in Eukaryota, Metazoa, Chordata, Actinopteri, Anguilliformes, Anguillidae. Gene Ontology annotation, cellular component: membrane; clathrin vesicle coat. Gene Ontology annotation, biological process: endocytosis. The record is from RefSeq and is a predicted model, not a curated record. Bases 65 to 856 code for a protein of 263 amino acids.
AGAUCAGUGAAUCUGCGCAGAUGGCGUCCUAAAAGACGGGCUGAGUAAUUUAUUUAAAAUCAAAAUGGCGACCGUCAGCGAUUACGAGUCAAUUCUGUGUGUUAAACCUGAUGUAAAUGUUUACCGCAUUCCGCCACGGGCAACGAAUCGUGGCUACAGAGCUUCGGACUGGAAGCUGGACGCGCCUGAUUGGACGGGACGUAUGCGCAUAACUGCGAAAGGCAAAGUGGCAUACAUCAAGCUGGAGGACAAAAUCUCUGGGGAGCUCUUUGCACAGGCACCCGUGGAAGAAUAUCCUGGCAUCACCGUGGAAACUGUGAGCGACUCCAGCCGCUACUUUGUCCUCCGAAUACAGGAUGAUAAUGGUCGCAGUGCAUUCAUUGGUGUUGGGUUCGGGGACAGAGGAGAUUCCUUCGAUUUCAAUGUGGCUCUUCAGGAUCAUUUCAAGUGGGUGAAACAGGAAAUUGAAAUUAGCAAACAAUCCCAGCUUCCAGACACAGGACCAAAGUUGGACCUAGGCUUUAAAGAGGGACAAACCAUCACUCUCAAUAUCGGGCAAAGCAGAAAAAGGGACAAACCCCGCCAAACAGGGUCAGGUGGACUAGGUCUCCUUCCUCCUCCACCUGGGGGCAAGAUAGCCCCGCCCCCUCCCUCUGGCUCUUCCAAUCACAACACAGAGCCACUCACGGGAGGUGGAGAUACUGGUUGUUUAUUAGAUCUAGAUAGCAGUAAUUCCAACUCAGUGGUCCAGUCAAACCACAGUUCUGACCUUUGGGGAGAUUUCUCCACCUCUGCAAGUUCACUCCCACAACCAGCUCAACAGGACUCUUCCUCUACCAGCUGGGUUAAAUUCUGAAACUUCACCCAUUUUCCUUUCUGUCACUCUUUCCACCUUUGUCUACCAUUUCUGCUCCACUCAAACAGGAACUAUGUUCACAGUCAUCUACAAUACACCGGCCACUCUUACAUUAAUUUGCAUCAUGAGUAUUUAUGACUGAAAACUUUACGAGGCUUAGAACAAAGAAAACUGUAUGAAAAUGUUGGAAUUCGUGGAGUCUUAACGCCACUACUAACCCUAAUUUAAGCUAAAUAAUAGUUUUGGAAAAGGUAAUGAUAACAAUAUUAAUAUAUGCGGUAUGUAUAAUGUAAAUAAUUACCACUGUACAGUACAUAUAUAAGUUAACAUAGUAGGAUAUAUUUAGUCAGUAUUUAAUAUAUUUAACUUUUUCCUGAAAUGUCAAUUCAGGUUUUAAGUUCCAAGUGUUGACUAAGGAUCAGCGUACUAGAGGGAUUUGUAAGAUCCCUACAUUUAAAUUAUGGUUUGGCCAGAUCUGUUGGGUUGUAUUAGGUAGCUUGUUUAUUUGUUUAGCAGAUGUCGUUAUCCAGAGCAGCUUACACAGAUUUAUUUUUAAAUGCUAUUCAUAUUGGAUAUUUUACUGAAACCAUUUGAGGUAUGCAUCUUUCUCAUGGGUACAACUGCAGUGCACCAGCUGUGAUGUGAACCUGCAGAUUCCAGUAUCUUAACCACCAUGUUACACUGCCCCCCAUGUGUUACGUCCAAUAUGGCAGAAACCUCCAGUAUGAUGAUCCUUUGUAUUGACAAAAAAACGAGUUUCUUUGUGGUCACACUGAAACGUACCAAGAGCUAUUUUUCAAUUGGCAAUAAAAAUAGAUGGCCCUCCAUUGUCCAGUGAGGAGCAAUGGACUAACAUGUCAUAAUCUUCUGUUCUGUGUUACUAAGACUGGUGGCUUCAGAACGAACAGUAAUCAUUUGUUUGGAGAUUUAAGGGAGUUGAUAUGCUUACUUUGUUAACCUUAUAUACCUACAUUGUGUGGUCAUAUGCUCAAGAGAGUGUGUUCGUGAUCGUAUACAUAUUCUGUGACUUUUCUUAUGACCCAGUGUAUUACAGUAUAAUUAAGUACAAGCAAGCACAUAAAACAGUACUUCAUUUAUUUAGGUUGGAUUAAUGUUGGAAAGAUAUGUACCAUAGACAGUAAAUGUGCUGAUAAAGUUAUUUCAGCUGGGCCUGUUACUGAGCCAAAAUAAAUACACUAACACUUGCAGAUAUGGUAAAUAUGCAUUUCCCAGAAGAGAACAGCCAUUUGAGCAGUCAUUUAUCAGGUUAACCUGGAGCUCCAUUUGGAUGAAAGAACUGGGCUGUUAUUCAUUUGGUCUGUGUUAUGGUUCUCUUCACUGUGUCCACUAAGUUUUACAUUAAUAAUUCAUCAAUCUGCCUGUGAUUCCAAAAACACUGUAUGUAUAUUGACUGUACUGAGCUGUAUACGAAAUGACCAUGCUGAAAAUAAAUGGUUAUUAACUGA